UGUAAAGAAAGUUGUAUGAAAUCUAUUUGCAUUCGUCACUGCUUAUCUUUUCUUUAUAGUGAAAUGAAACUUUUUUUAGCCUACACUGAUGAGUAAGAAGGUCAAAGCUCUGAUGUGCACCUAUUUCUGAUUUACAUAUUGUAUAUCUUGAGCCAUUUUUUUUUCAGUAGAAAAAACACAACCUAAAUACGAAUGUAUCCAAAAUUAAAAGCUUGUUGCAGAUUCUAAAAUAAAUCUCCUAAAAGGUAACUUAAGAUUUAUAGGCCUUCACACAGACAUAGUACUAAUAGGGUAUGAACGUAUAUACUUACUGGAGUUUCUGUCAACUUCCAUGUUCACAGUGUGACAAAAAGAAACUGAAAUCAGAUAAAACCAAACUGAAUUCUUCGUUCCCGGCCUCAUUAUUCCAAAAAUAAAGGAUUCAAACAAAGAUCACAAGUCUGUUAACUAUUCAGAUGAAAAUAUGGAAAAAGUGCAGAGGGCUUGUUUCAUUUCUGGAGGUCUAACUUCAAACCCAAAAUCUCAUUUUGUCUUCAGAAUUUCCCUGCAAAAUUGUAUUCGCAGAACAAAAACUUUAUCAUAUACACUCAUGCCUAUCUUAAAAUUGGGACUCAUAAAGAAAAAAUUAAUCAGUAAAUGAACAAAUUAAACAAACAGUACCUGCAAGUGGAAAACAAAGGCUAGUUUUCCUCAGUGUCUUUAGUUUUGGACAAAGACUCUAAUACUUUUGACUCAGGACAACAGCUUUCUUUAUUGCGACGUGAUAUCUCAUUUGAUUGUCUUUGAGGCAUCCCUUUGGUUCAGGUUUGAUAAUAAAACCUGCAUCUUCCCAGGUCAGCAGGAUCAGAAAGGAUCAGAUACACUAUGGUAUCCCUGAAAACUGAGGUGCAUGUGCUGCAGCUGAAUAAUGCUGUGUUUUAUCUCCUGCUCCAAAAACAAACAAACAAACGUAUAACUUAUUUGUCAGUUCAUUUGUUCAUUUUCAUCAAUUCACUUCAACAUCAAAGUUGUCAUUUACUCACACGUAACUUCCUCAGGAUUUGUUUAUCAUUUCUAUGAUGUAUCCAUGGCACUGGCUUUCUUGCUGUGUGCUGCAUAUAACCAACAGGGGGCAGCAGAGACCAGUUAGUGUGGAGCUGUUUUCAAGAGACGUUAAACAGAAAUUAAACACCAAACAAAACAAGACAAGUUGAUAUCAAUUCAUUAUGAGAAUUACUUUCUAUUGCAGUUACCUACAACAUUAUCUCCUCUAAAAUCUAUUUCUCAGACCCCAGACUUGAACUUUAGUUGCAAACCUGGUGCAUUAAGGCUUUCAUUUCACUGCCACCACAAAUAUAAUCUUCAAAUAUCUUCCAUGAAAAAAUCCAAAGUUUUUGUCAGCAGGUGGGUAAAUCCAAAAGUUUGACACUCAUAUCCUUCGAACAAAUGCAGAUGAACAGGACGUGUAAAAUUAUGGGUGAGGUAACUUUCAUAAUUCGGAGAACAGUUAAGUUGCGAACUACUGAAGUUUAAACGAUGCAAAAAGCAACAAAAAACAUUUUUAAGUUUAGUGCACAGUCAUCCUGCUGCCUAAUAAUCGCCAUUGUGCACUUCUGCUGCUUAUUACUCGGGUGGAGCUCCUCGUUUUUGCUCAUUCUUUCAGUUUUGAAAAUCUGAAGUUUGUUUCAUUCUCAGGUUUAUGUCAAAAUCGCAAGAACAUUUUUAUUCCUGUAACUUUUUAUGUUUAAGAGCAAAUGCCAAUCAAACAGUGACGCAUAAGCACUGCGCCAAAAGGGCAGCUCCAUAUAUUCCACACAAAGAAGAGCGUCAAACUGCGCUCCUAAUCUCAGUUUACUGUAAACGGAUGAAUGUGCUCAAGAAUUAUAUUUAUGUAACACAUCACUAAUUUUUACUCGCCAAUACUCUGGGCAGGGCAGUUUGAGAUCAUGGGUCCGGAUGCUGCCAGCGGGCAUUAAUUAGUGAUUGGGUCGCUCCCCCUAUAUAAAGAAGGCGCGCCCACUGCGCUGCUCUGUCUCCACACCAGCCAACAUGAGUUACGGAUCUGAAGUCUUCUCCUCUUCCUCCUACCGGAAGAUUUUCGGGGAUUCUCCUCGUUAUGCAUCCUCUCCAUCCCGUAGUGGGAUGAGCAUGUCUUCUCGGGGCGGUUAUCGGUCCUCCUCUGGCUCCAGGAGCACCGUGGCCUCCAUGGGCUCGUACAACAGAAAGUCCGGCCGCUCCUUCUCGUCCAUGCCGCUGGAGACCUUCGACCUCAGCCAGAGCAGCGUCCUCAACAAUGAGUACAAAAUCGUUCGCACCAAUGAGAAAGAACAAAUGCAGGGUCUCAACGACCGCUUUGCAAUGUUCAUUGAGAAAGUGCGCAACUUGGAGCAGCACAACAAAGUGCUGGAGACCGAGUUGACCGCGCUGCGCCAGCGGCAGACCGAACCGUCCCGCUUGGCCGACCUUUACCAGCAGGAGAUCCGUGAACUCCGCUCCCAGCUGGAGGAGCUGAACGGGGAGAAGUCCCAGCUCAUGAUCGAGAGAGAUGGUAUCGAAGACGACCUGCAGAAGCUCAGAGGAAAGUAUGAGGAUGAGUUUCACGCCCGAGAGGAUGCGGAGGCCGCCCUCAAGGCUUUUAAGAAAGAUGUGGAUGAUGCCACCAUGGUGCGCCUGGACCUGGAGAAGAAGGUGGAAUCUCUGCUGGACGAGAUCAACUUCCUCAGGAAGGUUCACGAGGAGGAGGUGGCCGAGCUGAUGGACAUGAUCCAGGCCGCCCAGGUGUCCGUUGAGAUGGAGGUGGCCAAACCGGAUCUCACCUCCGCUCUCAAAGAGAUCCGAGGCCAGUACGAGUCCAUGGCGUCUAAGAACCUCCAAUCCGCCGAGGAGUGGUACAAGACAAAGUUCGCCGACCUGUCUGAGCAGGCCACCCGGAGUAACGAGGCCAUCCGCGCCAGCAGGGAGGAGAUGAACGAGUUCAGGAGGCAGCUGCAGUCCAAGACCAUCGAGAUAGAGAGUCUGAGGGGGACCAACGAGUCUCUGGAAAAGCAGCUGCGGGAGAUGGAGGACAGGCACAGCGCGGAGAUCGGAAACUAUCAGGUAAGAAGUAAUUCUGUAACAUCAUCAGAGAAAACAAGCAGGCUAUCCCUAUUCUUAACAUCAAAACAUGUUUAUUUGCAUUUCAAUGAGUAAACUGGUCGCCUUUAUUCUUAUUAAGAGUGGAUGUUAUAGUUUUAGAUGAUAUUCAGGAGCAGCUGUGGGCUGUGGGGCUCUGUCCGUGGUGCUGAAACUCUCUCCCCUGGGAGCGCGCGCUCAGCAGCUGCAACUGACAACGCCCACUUUGUGUGAAUGCUCGAAAUAAGUCAUUUUAUACCUCUCCUGAAUGAAGUUCGGCAGUUUUUAUAAAGAAUAUAUAUUUAGGUGAAAGAUUUUAAGCUAUUUUGCAGAUAAAAGACUCCAACAUCCAGACGAUGCACGUGUGAACAAAUGCACUGAGGGGGUUCUUUGUUUGAGCCAUGAGAUGAGUCCUAUACAACAACCGAGUCACAGACACGAGUGUGUUACAUCCUUAAAACUCUUUCACAUGUGCUUUUCUUUUCUUUUCUUCAGGACAGCAUGGCAGAGCUGGAGAAUGAAUUGAGGACCACUAAGAGUGAGAUGGCCCGUCACCUGAGGGAGUACCAGGAUCUGCUCAAUGUCAAGAUGGCCCUGGAUAUUGAAAUUGCAGCUUACAGGUAAACUCUCCUCUUCAAAACAAGCCAUGCUUUGUUAAUUAUGACAACUAUUUCAAAUUCUGUGUGGUCGCAGAAGUCAAACAAGUCAUCUGUGGCAAGUUGAAAUGUCCUGGUCUUUAGUGUAUGCAUCUGUGUGUGUGAGUGUGUGAGUGCUGUAUGUGUUGAAUGGGGGUUGGGAGGAUGGGUGGGGUUUGGUAUUUGUAUUUUUAUUUAUUUAUUUUUAUUAUUUUUAUUUAUGUUACAUGAAAAAGUGCUUUAAAAAUAAAGUUUGAUUGAUCGAUUUGAAAGAGCAACAUUUUUGAACACUUUGUGAUAUUUUCCUUUUUUCUGCAGGAAACUGCUCGAAGGAGAGGAGACCCGCAUUGGGACUGGGAUAACCUUUCCCAGCUCCUCCAUGAGCGCGAGUAUGGGGCAAAGCUACAACUACCAGACCCGUAUCUACUCCAGCUCCGGCAAGGGCUCCAAGAAGGAUGAAGAUCAGCAGCAGCAGAGCAAAUCCGGUGCCAAGAUGUCCCAGCGUGAAGUGUAUGAGGAGACAGUCAUCACCACCAAGAAGACGGAGAAGCAGCAGGACCCCAGCGACAUCCCCACUAAUCAGAAAAACUAAGAGCCUACUGUAAGCCUGUUUUUGACACCUGAAGCUUCCCUCCUCCCUGCAAACCCAAACCUUUCUUCUUUUCCCGCUGUAAAACAAACACCGAGCCUCUACUCAAAACACCUGUGGGGAUCUUUGAAAAGAAUUGCCUUCCUAUCAUGAGUAAGAUCAUAAAUAUAUGUGAAUUAUUGGUCUGUAUGCCCACAAAGAUUUGAGUGCAGGAUUUGGAUGUUUGUUUUCAAUGGGUUUAGUCCUUCUCUGCCCUCCUCCCCCCUUUGCCCUCCACAUGUGUCAACCCAAUAUAACUCAAAAGUAACCAUCACUACAAUACAACAGCACAAAACAUCUGUUCUCUCUCUUUCUCCAUCACAAUUUCAACCUCUGACAGUAACAAGCACUGGUAGCAUUUCUUACUGGAAUGAUUUAUAAUAAUCAACUGGUCUUUCACACUUUGGACAACUGUUACAUCAUUAAGUGAUAAGAAAACACAGUAGGCAACAUCUCUGAUCAUCACCGCCACCACAAGCUGUGAGGUACUCUCAACACAUUCCAGUGGAAGCAUGUCUGUGCAUUUCAAGGACAAAACAUUUAAAAGCUGCUAUCAGCAAGGUAUCUUGCACAAAACGAUGAAAUUUUCUGACGUGAUACUGACAGUCAAGUGAGGAAGCACAUAGUCCACAGUUGUAGGGAACCAGCCAAAGUGAACAGUGUAGAAGAGGCAUUAUUUCGAGCAUCUUUGCUAAAGAUGGAGUUCACAAACUUCUUUAAUCUCUUCUUGCACAAUUUCUCAGAUCGAUGGUUCGGCUGUAGUCUCGUCCGCUCUGCAUGACAGUUUGAAAGUGGAUGAAAAUCCAUCAAGCACUGACUCCUUUUUAACUUCCCACCACUGUUUAAAUGAGAUCUGAAACAAAUGACAAAAAAAUGUAUUAAUGGAGUGUAAUAUGCAUGGUAUAUAUAAAUGUCAUGCUUGCAUGGAAUCCAUCCGUAGCUAAUUCAACACAAAUUUGUUGUUUGUUCAAGGUUAAAAGGUCAGCUCAAGCCCAUCCUUUCAACAUCGACCACGCUGAGCAUCAUCAUGCACUGCGCUAAUUUAUAACUGUGACGGAGUGUUUCUUAGCCUGUAGGCGUGACUUUAGUCUGCUGUUGUCUAAGCUUGUUUAGGAUGUAAAGUAGGUAAGCUAUGAACCUCUGCAAAGAACAUGCAAAGGAAGGAUCCUCUCAAAAGCACUUAACUAAGAAUGUGAAAACUACCUAAUUUGGUACCGAUUGGAGAGUUUGCACAAUAAGGGAUACAGGGAAAAGGAGUGAUUAAAGAAAGAUGCGGAUAGGAAGGAAAAUGUGGUAGCUACAACUGCAAAGAAGAAAAGUUUGCUCAGUCAAGUAGAAACUGGCUAUGCUUUAGCACAAAUGUACAAGAUCUGAAUGAUCUAUUUGAUUCAGGCAACUGUAUGCGCAUCUAAUAUCAUUCCCCAUGUGCCAUUGAACAUUCUUUACACACUUUCUAGUCCCAGAACUCAUACCAUAUCACUCCACCAGAGCAAAACCAAAACCAUCAGCACUCACAAAACACCACUGAGUCAGUCAGAACCUGCCAGGCACAGAUGUGUUAGAAACCACUUGACCUCUCUCUUUGUAACUGUGGCCAUGACUGGAUCAAAUGUCUGUUGUAGUAUGACCUCACCUCUAGAUAUCCUUCAGUCUCAGCAACUUUAUAGUUCUUUUUCUGCUUGUGCACUGCCAACUUCUCAACACAGCUUUCCUCUUCUCCUGCUGCUAGUGGAGGCGACCCUCGCCCCGAUAAACUGCACUCACACUGAAAUCAAAAAACUACUGAUUGUAACGCAGACUGUUCCGGAUAGGGUUCGUGUUCUUUUACCUGAGGUUUGAGAUAAGUAUCUUAGUACUGUAGUGAGUGUGUUUGUAGCUCUACACAGUGGCCUAUCAUCACAGGAAUAAAUAUGGAGGCAGCAAACUGAAAGCUGGGCAUUUUGCUAAAGGAAUCAUUGUUUUUUGGUGUGAAGCAGAAGAAAAACUCAGAUGUACAAGAACUUACAAAUAUUAUCAGCAUUUCAUAGUCUAUAGCUACGACAAUGGAUGAAUGGUUGAUAGUUGCAAUGUCAAGCCUUUAUCUUUACACUAUAAACCAAAACACUUUCAACUGGUGUCUGAGGAAUAAUCGUCACUUCUACUUCUGCAGCACUGCCAAAUUUUUUUAAGUGCACACUCAACGCUACUUCAUCAGGAAAAAAGGAAUUUUCUGGCAAUACAGUACGCUAUCAAUCCAAACUCCAACAAUCAAGAUUUAGCCAUAGAGCAAAUACUGUAGGAAGUAAAAUGCCUUAAAACACCAGCAGCUUUUAUCUGGCCAUGUGUGUGUUGUGUAUGAUUCUGUCCAGUGGGGUGUUUUACCAUUUUUCUCUCUCUCUAUUAGCGUUUAUUAGAAUUACCAUGACGACAAAAGCUUAGGGACUGAAUGUAGGUGACAUGCUAUUCUCUGUACUGCUAUUACUUCUUAUGCAUUGCUGUAUGACACCAUAUCAAUAAAGACUUGACAUUAAUGAGGCUGCA
Messenger RNA from Xyrichtys novacula (pearly razorfish), 6873 nucleotides. Lineage: Eukaryota; Metazoa; Chordata; Actinopteri; Labriformes; Labridae. The record is from the annotation of a GenBank genome assembly.